AAGCAUACUGGUACUGUACUAAAGGGAACUUUGAACUUUUGGGUGUGAUCUGGCCACCACGGUAGUUUUUGUAUGGUAUCUGGCCAGCUGGACGGAAGCUGGCCACCACGCACGGUGUUUUAAUAAACGGCAACUGGCCGCCACGGUUAUUUUUGCAAGAUUUUACUCGGUAACGGUUUUUCAGGCGGAAACGAUUCCGCCGGUAAUGCCAUUUGGCAGUAAUUGGUUUGGCGGUAGACGGUAAUGCGUUUUUUUGCGGCAACGGUUUUGGCGGAGGGGGUAGACUAGAUUAAACAGAAACUUGGCGGCCGCAAGUGUUAUCCCCACUCCUCAUCGUGUGACCAGCUCCUCACCCACCCACACGCCUACGCCCGAUGGUAACCGCGAAAGGGGAUGACGAGGGAGAUAGAGCCCGCGACGCUACUGCUGUGGGGCUGGAUGGGCUGCUGUCCUGGUUUGUUGAGCACGGUGGAUCCAUGACCAAGCUGUGCCUGCAAGACCUCGGGGGGGAAAUGAGCCUCAGCUUUUUGACUGGGGAGGCCCUGAGCAAGGGGGAGGUUGUCAUGUCCAUCCCAAUUUCGUUGUGCAUGACGGUAGACUCGGCCGCGGCAUCGGAGCUUGGAGUAGUGCUGGAUGCAAACCCGGGUUUAGUGGAAACUCCUGAUGAGGUCCUGGCCCUGCACCUCAUGGCCGAGAGAAGAAAGGGCGACGGGUCCUUCUGGAAACUGUACCUACGAACCCUCCCAGACGACGUGGACACGCCUCUACGGUGGCUGGUGGAACGGGCGGAGGAGGAGUUCCGAUUGCUGGAAGGCACCAUGGUCGGGCUGUUGUCGAGAAUGAUGCACUCUCAGGUACGGAAGGACUGGGAAGAAUUGCACCUGCCGUUGGUGGAAGCACAUCCGGAGAUCCUCGGCGGGGUAACUUUCGAGGACUACUUGUGGGCUAUGUCCUCGAUAUGGAGCCGCUCUUUCGACUAUCAAGAGCCAGGGUCGGAUGGUUCUUCUUGCAGCCGUAGGGCGAUGGUGCCAGUAAUCAAUGCGGCCAACCACGAUCCUUCGGCCGCGGGCUCUCUGUCGGAGAUUAUUGAGUUCCAGGCGCAAGAAGGCGGCCUUUCCAUCGGCACCGGGGACCGGGGAGGGGCCGGAGGGACGCUUCGCGUCUCCGCAGGCAGAGACUACGCCGCUCGAGAGCAGUUUUUCAUCCUCUACGGCCGCUACUCGAACGCGAAACUGCUCUACAGGCACGAACACUCAAGGCGGACGGGAAUCGAUCUUGCUUUGCGCUUCUACGGCUUCGUGUUGGCGAGCAAUCCUUACGGCGCCUUGGACUACUGGGUGAGGGUGCCGCCGACAGACCCGGGUUUCCCGUGGAAGCAGGCUUUGUUGGACGAGCACGCGCUCACGGCGGCGCAGGCGUAUGACUUUUCGGGAACCGUGCGAGCGGGAGGAUGGAUCUCGCCGGCGUUACUUGCCACCGUGCGCGUGGCGCAACUCACCGCCGACGAAAGGCCGGUGGCUGAGAAAGCGUUGGAAGGGAAGAUGGUGACUCCUAGGAAUGAGGCGGCUAGCUUGGGGGCCCUGCUAGCCGGACUUCGGCGAAAGCUAAUCACUCUAGGGGGCACCGCCGAUGAGAGAAGCCCGUCAGGUUGGGAGAAGGAAAAGCAAGAUAUCGCUGCGCUCGAAGGUGAGCUCGAGCGCAGGCAGCAGCGGCGACAAUCACACGAGGGAGGAAGGGAGUUGGCCGGAGGCGAAGAGGAGGGACAGGAAAGGGGAAAGGAAGAGGACCGUGAGGAAGGGGGAGCGGGUGCUGCCAUCACCGCCGCCGCCGCCUCUCGAUGUUCCGCUUCUGGUGCCGCUGCCAUCAAGUCCCUCCGGAGGAGGGUUGCGGCCGCGAAGGUCCGACUCGAAGAGAAGGCGGUGGUAGCCGACGCAAUCGUGGCCCUGGAAGCGUCACUUCGAGAGUUGCAGGAGGCGGCAUCGUCCGGGGUGGGGGCGAUAGCUUCCUUUGAGACAUUGGACAGCCGUAUAGGUUAGAAGCCUCGCGUUCGUUUUGCGCA
Ectocarpus sp. CCAP 1310/34 is the source of this 2059-nucleotide messenger RNA. The record is from the annotation of a GenBank genome assembly. NCBI's taxonomy places the organism in Eukaryota, Phaeophyceae, Ectocarpales, Ectocarpaceae.